AUGUCGCCUGAGAUCGGAAAAUUCAACAGGAUUCGUUGCAUUGUAAGGAUCAGUCAGAUGCUUCGACAAUGGAAGAAAAGAGCUAUAUCUUCUUCAUCUAGACGCAUAGCUUCUGAUAUACCUGCCGGACACGUAGCGAUCUCGGUAGGCAGUAAUUGCCGGAGAUUCGUGGUGCGAGCAAAGUAUUUGAAUCAUCCGAUUUUCAGGAAGCUACUGAGUCAAGCGGAGGAAGAAUAUGGUUUCUCUAACCAUGGCACUUUGGCUAUACCUUGCGAUGAGUUUUUAUUCGAGGAGAUCCUUAGGUUCGUCUCUCGAUCUGGAUCCAGUAAUUGGAAUUGUUCGUUAAAUAUCGAUGAUUUUCAGAAAUCAUGCCAUGCAAGGUACAGGAAUAGUAUGGAGAAUUUUGGUGAAUCUCGAGCGUUACUGGGUGGAUCUACUGAAAAAUCAGUGUGUUAAAAAAACAUUUGAGUUUAAUUUUAGGAGUAGAAAAUUUGUGAUGUUGCAGAUGGAGAUGGCGAAAAAAGAAUUGAGUC
Molecule: messenger RNA, 533 nt
Organism: Solanum verrucosum
Lineage: Eukaryota; Viridiplantae; Streptophyta; Magnoliopsida; Solanales; Solanaceae
Product: auxin-induced protein 10A5-like
Exons: 1
Coding region: 1-456 (151 amino acids)
Biological process (GO): response to auxin
Source: RefSeq, a predicted model, not a curated record